AUGUCCAAGUCAUCCAAAGAAAAUGCCAGUACGCUUCCCAAGAGUGUCAAAGUACGCUCUACCUGCAACGCUUGUCAACAAGCCAAGAUUCGCUGCAGCCAUGAGAAACCAACUUGCCGUCGGUGUCAGAAGCAUAAGAUCGAUUGCGUAUACAGCAUGUCUAGGCGAUUGGGACGACCAGCGAAGAAGGGAGAUUCUCAGUCGCGGCUAGAAGAGAGUGGUGCCAGCCCCGUUCGACAGCAGCAAGCGGUGGAUUACCAGGACCUCGAAAGGAAGACGACAAAGGCGACAAGGAGAAAAUGCCACCAAGAAAGCACAGAGACCGGGAUUCAGGCCCCGAAUCGGGCCAUGAAGAGGGUCUCCAAGGGAAUGGGGAACAAAGUGCCUACGUCAAUUGUUUCUGACGACAUUUCCAUGCUGGAUGUCGACAUUGCAUCCGAAGUCUGGCUGCAAGAAUUGAUGUCGACUCAACUCAACGAACCCGUUCUGAAUAACAUUGACACCGGAUACGAUAAUAAUAAUAUCGAUCUUGAUGAUCUCACUGAUCCUUUUAACAACACGAAAUAUCCGGGUCCAUUUGUUGACUAUUCAGGCACGGACCCGUUUCUUUCAUCGAUUAUGACGGUACCUGAACCGGCGACAGUGCAUCCAGUUGCAAGCAACUGUCUUACAGGUUUUGAAGGACUUCAGGACCAGGCAAUAAUAUUAUCAGGAUCUCAAGAUAUGGCUUUCUUCUCUUCAUCUUAUACAUCGAGUGUGGAUUCCAGGCAGCAAAUGCAGUCUCAAUCAGACCUAUCUGCCAUGAGCGGCGUCCCAAGUUCAAGGACAUUGAUGGAUUCAUACAAUCACAAAUCUCCGUUUGAGUCGCCAGAAAAUAGUAUUUACUCUUCAGAAAAUAUAGAUACUGAGUUGGUCCCGGAAACGCCAAAAGGUUGCAGCUGUACACCGGACACCUGGUCAAUAGGAGAGUUGGUCCGAGCUGGGCUGAAGCCGAGUAAGGAUGAGACCAAUAUUGACAGUCUGUUGGCAUACCAAAAAGAGCUUCAACGGCAAGCGGAAUUGGUCCUGCGAUGCAGAGUCUGCUCGAAGACGGAGUCUCGAGCCAACCUGCUCAUGGUCAUCAUUGUGAGCAUUGAUAGCCACCUGACCAUGCUAGAGGCAACUGCAACAUCUGCCAAAUCGUUUCUGCAAGAAGGUCAAGUUCUUUCGAAUUUACAGUGCGGGGCUAGAAAACAGAGAAAUGUCCAAAAUAGUGUUGAUCUUCAUAUGGAAACUUGCCCUUUACUGGUGGGAAACUUUCAAGUUCCGAUUGAAGACAAGACUUGGUUCAUCCGAUGCAUGCUACAGACACGACUAUCUAUGUUGCUAUCCACGAUUCGGCGCAUUCGGGUUUAUACACAAGACUUCUUCACUGCCACGCCUUAUAGGGGUCGAUUGAUGAUGAUAAUGGAGACGGACCGACGGCUGCAGUUGAUUUUAAUGAAGGUCAGAAUGGUGACUGGCCGCUGA
Molecule: messenger RNA, 1509 nt
Organism: Penicillium riverlandense
Lineage: Eukaryota; Fungi; Ascomycota; Eurotiomycetes; Eurotiales; Aspergillaceae
Product: Zn(II)2Cys6 transcription factor domain-containing protein
Exons: 2
Coding region: 1-1509 (502 amino acids)
Biological process (GO): regulation of DNA-templated transcription
Molecular function (GO): zinc ion binding; DNA-binding transcription factor activity, RNA polymerase II-specific
Source: RefSeq, a predicted model, not a curated record